CCGAGGCAUUGCUGAUUUAUGAUGAAUUGAAGAGCUUCGACAUCUUAUCGUUCUCAAGAGAGGAAUAUUGGAACUCUCACGGAAAUGUCUUCAACAGGAGGAAGUGACGGUGCUGGCCGUCCAGCUCCAACCCCAGAGAGCAAACCCGAUGAUUCGCACCACCCGACAGCAAAUGAUAUAGUAGAUGAGUCAAAAAGCUUACCAGAUCUCCCAGGAGAUCAAUCAACUUCUACAAAUAAGGAACUUCCUCCGCCUCCUCUACCACGUAAAGAUACUGGCUUGCUACCUGUAAAUACAAACCAGCCAACUCCUCAAUCCGAAUCGAAUAGUGCUGCUCCCAAACCGGUUCCUCGAAUUGACCCAUUGCGAGCAGACCCAACACAAUACGGCCAAGCGUAUUCGGAACGAAACCCUCCCCCAAAUAUACAAGGACUCCGCGAACACGAGGCAAAACGCCAAGAAGCGUCUCGAGCAUACUUUGCAGAAACACAGGAGAAGGAGAAACCUCAAAAACACACAGAGAGGAAAGACCAAGCAUCUGCAGCAGAAGAUGGACCACAAGCAGGUGCAACAGACGAUGUGCCAAUUGGAGCUGAGAAGUCGAACGUUCUUUUCCACCCAACUCCUGAGGUCAACUUCGACCGCGUUUUCAAAGCCAUUGAGAACGAUCUGAGACAGGUGUCUUGUGUUGUAUUCGGUGCGAUUAUGAUUUUGGAUUGGCUGUUCAUCGGUGGAGGAUGGAAGGGCCUCAGCAAGUCUCUUUUCCCAGCUGGAGGUGUCGCUGCAGCUGUUUAUUAUGUCCUCACCCAUGUCGGACAACAGGCUGCCGAGAGAAAGAUGGAGUCCUCCGACCCAAAGACAGAAAAGUUGAGAUACGUACCCGAAUCUGUGGAAUGGAUGAACAGUUUAGUGGAGACAUUGUGGGCAACCCUGCAGCAAAGCUUCUUCGAUGGCAUUGCUGAACAAGUCAACGACAUGAUCAAGCCCUACAUCCCCGAAAAUAUACCCGCAACUGUCAAGAUUACGGAGCUUGGCCACGGCUGCCACUCGGUUAGAGUUCUUUCAAUGAGAUCACUCCCUGAUUCCGAGUUUGGUGACUUGGUGCCGACUCAUGGGCUCGACAAAUCAGGGUCAGUGGAGCAAGCCAAAGAACGUGAAAACGCAGCGGCGAGGGGAGAAGGUGGAGUGUUUUACAACCUCGAAAUCGCAAUUGCCUACCAUGAAUCGCCUUUCAAGCCACGGAAGGACCACAUGCACGUCGAUAUUCUGGCAAUGGUCGGGCCUGUACCAGUUCCGAUUUACGUCCAAGUCAAGGAAUUCCUCGCUACGAUCAGAAUAAGACUUCAAAUGCAUCCGGAUUUGCCCUUCCUGAAGAACGUCACUUUUGCACUGACCGAGAGUCCAAAGGUCAACUCUUGCGUGUCUUUGGGUGCUCCAUGGGCCCUGGAUCUUCUGAACCGUCCGAUUAUCGACAAUCUCCUCGUCUCUCAAAUCGAUGCGGCAGCCGCAGAUUUCGUCCAACCAAAGUCAAUGAGUCUUGAUAUGACUAUGUACGUCGGCGGCUCAGACCAGAAGGAAAAUACAGAUGCUAUUGGAGUUCUGUUUGUCAAGAUCCACCGAGCAAGAAACUUAGCGAAACAAGAUACAAGAGGGCCCGGUGCUGAUCCUUACCUCACGAUUGCCUUCUCAAAGUACGAGAAACCGAUGUACGCCACUCGAAUCAUCAAAGGGGAUCGCAAUCCAGUGUGGGAGGAGUCUGCAGUCAUAAUGAUCCGAUCGGAGCACGUCAAGCGUCAAGAGAACGUCUUGCUUCGACUGUGGGACUCGGACACUACUGGUUCCGACGAUGUAUCCGGAGUCUGUGAAUUUCCCCUUCAAGAGCUUAUCAUGAAGGUAAAUCAGAUGCAAAAGCGAGAGGAUAAACUGCAAGGAGACGUCGCAGGCACAGACGCUGAAGGGAUCCUGGAGUGGGAGAUCGGCUACUUCCCUCGCGCAGAAUUCAAGAAGCAACUGCGUACCGACGCUCAAGAUCCCCGCGAUGUCCACGGCGAUAAGAUCGAAGUAAAAGAGGAAGAUAAAGUCCAAAACGCACAAAACACCGUCCCAGACCCAUCCCUUCCCUCCGGUAUCUUAGGAUUGACGAUCCACCAAUGCAUUAACGUACAAGCCGACAACCCGAACAAGAAGUCCAUGGGGCAAGUACAGAUCCUCGGCCAGGACUCUGACGGUGAGGAUGACGCCAAGGAAGAAACAGUGUCCAUCGAGUACAUUCCAUCGCUCUACGUCACGGCAGACAUAAACGACAAGCUCGUGUACCGCACACGCGUAAAGUCCAUCACCAAUGCGCCGAACUUCAACUCCAGCACUGAGACGUAUGUUCGCGACUGGCGCAUGGCGACCCUCACCCUCUCCGUUUGGGACACGAGAAAGAAAUCGAACGAUUGCCUCGUUGGCGUCGUGGCGCUAAAGAUGUCUGACAUCUUUCACGAAAGCUCUUCGAUAGUUAAGUUCUAUGAUCUUAAAGGUGGCGCUGGGACGGGAAGGAUUCGUAUGAGCAUGAUCUUCCGCUCGAUGGGUGUGCAGCUGGAAGAAAACCUCCUCGGUUACUCCGUUGGCUCCUUCGUCUUCUCUUCCAACAUCACAUGCACAGGCUCAAACCUCAACACGAGGAAGUUGUACCUCCGCAACGCAGGCAGCGAGCGCGCCAUCAAGAGCGGAGAGCAAUCCGAGAGUGGAUAUACCUGGACACUCAACGAGAAACAGCGAAUCCUGCCAGUGCAUCAUAGAUACAUGUCCCCCAUCGCCCUCGAGUUCUGCGGCACUUCAGAAGCCAUCCCGUCCCCCGGUCCCCUGGGAAAGAAGCUAGCAAAGAACAAACACUACGCAAUCCUCUGGCUCUUCCGCCUGGUCGACAACAAAGUCUCCACUUUCACCCUCCCGAUCUACAAAACUAACAAUCCAGAUAGACUCUUGCAGAAUGUGGUAGAUGAAGCAGACGAUACCAUGGCAUUGGAAAAAGUUGGUGAGGUGAAGUUCGAGGCGAAGUUCAGUGCGGGCUUGGAUGACAGCCACGAGGAGUUUUUAGGGAAGGGGUUUGGCAGUCAUGAUCAUUGGAGUGCAUUUCAGAGCUGGAAAGCCGCGAGGGCUUCAGGGCAGAGGAGUUCGCAGGCUGAGAGGAGCACGAAUGGGACGGUUGCGAGGUUGUCGAAGGGCCUGUAGAUGUGGAUUUGAUUUGGGGUGAACAUGUUUAUUGUAAAAGUAACAAGUCAUUGCAAGGAGCUUUAUGAAAUGUAUAUGGCGGUGGAUUUGGAUAUUUCCUCACGUUCGGGUAGCGAGAAACAUCAGGGGGAAGCGAUAAUCACGUGCCAGACAG
Messenger RNA from Hyaloscypha bicolor E, 3373 nucleotides. Its product is annotated as C2 domain protein. The record is from RefSeq and is a predicted model, not a curated record. Gene Ontology annotation, molecular function: lipid binding. Lineage: Eukaryota; Fungi; Ascomycota; Leotiomycetes; Helotiales; Hyaloscyphaceae. Bases 85 to 3219 code for a protein of 1044 amino acids. The transcript has 4 exons.